Messenger RNA from Cooperia oncophora, 816 nucleotides. The record is from the annotation of a GenBank genome assembly. Lineage: Eukaryota; Metazoa; Nematoda; Chromadorea; Rhabditida; Trichostrongylidae.
AUGGAAGUCCAGAGGAUCCAUCCACCACAGGGCCAAGGUCGGAAACCAGACCACAGCGCACACCCCUUCCUCGCACCUCUAAAACUCGCGCUCAUGACAUACCAAGUCAUCACCUCCGAUGACAUCUUCCUUAUCGUUCAUCACCUUAAUGAUGGUGAUGUCCCCUGCCCUUGCGGUCAACACUCCCCCUAUAUCGUGCGCCAAUGGGACCGUAUACAUACCUCCAACGAGGAGGCUGGUUCGAAGUGUGUAUCGAAAACGAUUGUAAACCAUCGAUCAAUACCACACAAACGACCAAGGUACGUUUUGCCCAUAUCCCCCACCGACAAAGAUGCGAAGGUGCGACUCAGAACACUCGAAGAGAGUGGAAUACUUGAGCACACCAUGGUCUGCGAUAGAGCAGAAUUCUGUGAGCAUCAAUACUUUUUAUCCAAAGGGUGUCAAAAAGACUCAGCAAUAGGCCCCCCAACACCACAGCGGAGCGAGCAAACUGUACCAAGUCCAAAUGCGUGUGGCUUCGAACUUAUCCAACUCCCGCGCUCAACUCUCAGCAUUUGCGUCAUACUGAGCCUAGCUUCCCUAAACAGCGCAUGCCAACAUGGAUUCAUGCGCCACUCAGCUGAACUCGUAUGCAAUGAGAACAAUCACUGCCAUCUAGAGUACAGCAGAGAACUCCUAUUCAACAGACUCCAGUCAGAGCUCUGUAUUGAGAUCUGGCACGCGAACAAGUCAGUAGGACUAGCGAAAUUCGUGAGAAAGUCAGUGGAGUUAAAUGCUCUAAAGUCACUGAAUUCUUCACGAGACCAUCCAAACUAA